CCUACAGUACACACUUCUCUUAAAAUCUGAGGGAAAAGAGGAAAAUCUAUUUUAAUUAAUAACAGAAAACAAUUAUAUUCUUUACUCACUAUUAAAAGUAGAUAAGUGAAAGUAAAUAUGGCUUGUGCGAAAAUCAAACGUGCAAAUUAUUCUUACUGGAAUAAUAUUCCAUCAGAUGUAUUAAUGCAUAUCUAUAGUUAUUUAAAUUUUGAAACACUCUCUACAUGCUUUAGAGUGAACAAAGCUUGGAGGGACAUGGGAAUAUAUUACUGUGAUCAUUAUAGAUUAUGGGACAGAAUGGUGCAAGAAUGCCUUUCUAAUUAUGGAGAGAGCCAUCGGUUAAGAUCAUGUAUGACCAGUAAAGAAACUUAUCUAAAUGCUCUAUUAUGGCAGGAUGUAGGAAAAGCAAAGCGACACAUAAGAGAUUAUUACCAAAAGGAUGGCAUUAAACAUAUACAUGUUUGCAAGGAAAUGCUUAUUGUGGUUACCGAUAACUGUGUACAGAUACUGAAUGUAUAUACCUUCAAAUUGAUAAAAUCAAUGAAUAUUAAAUGUGUUGAUUAUCAAGAGUCUGCCACAUUGUUCACAAUACUCAGUGCACCCGUUCCUGGUGUAGAGGAGUCUCAUACUUUAAAAAUAUACAAAAAGGGAACCUGCCAUUGCACUGACAGCGAAUACAGUCAUCCAAUUCCGAAGACAACUCUGUACAGUGUACAUGACAGGGGUUGUUACUUUUUUGACGAGAGUUACACGCUCUGGGCGUUCCUUCCAAAAUGCGGUCGGCACUUACGACUUAUGGGCCGAUACUACGGUCAGAGGGAGCCUGUUUACAGCCUGUCUAUUCACACAAAUGGCGUAUACAUCUACUUGCUUAAUGGCAGCGUUCUUUUUGUGGAUAAGACUAGCAGGAACAUAAGCAUAAUAUUCCGUGUGAAUGCACCAGCGUGGAUAUUCAAUUUGAAGCCACUUACUUUUGAUCGCUUGACUGUUGUUUAUGGAACAAACGACUCCCACGAUCCGAGUAUAUAUGAGAAUAAGAUAAGGAAUUCGAAGGUUUUGGUAUUUCCUAACCUGUCCGCAGCCGUCAUGCACGGCGAUAUGUUACUGCUAGGGUUUGACGAUGGAGCGUUCGGCAUAUACAAGCCUGGUACGAUGUCCACUGAGCUUGGUGGAGCCCCGGAACUGCAGUUCCGUAUACAAUUCAGUGACCAGCCGCCGGUAACCAUUCGUGAGUUGGACGUGCACGAAUGUUUCGGCAAACACACUAUAUUCGCGCUCAUUGGCAACCGGAUUGCGAAAAUCGUAAUGACCUACCCGCAGUACUAUAAUUAUUGAAUUUAGAUGUAUUUUUAACGACUUCAAAAAAAGGAAGUCUUCAAUUCGACCGUACUUACCUAUAUAUUAAUUUUUUAUUUUUGUUUAUUGUUUCUAAAGUAAGUAAUUUAUUUUUGUUAAAUCACAAAUACAUGUGGUAUUAAAUGUGAAUUUUAUUUCGUAUCUAUAUUUCUUAUCUUUUAACAUGUAGGUAUUUAAUGUAUUGUAGUCACGUAAAUGUAUUCUAUGUUGUCGAUGAUGUCAUGUUUUUUGUAGGUGUAUGAAAUUAAAAAAAAAAAUCU
This is a messenger RNA of Colias croceus (clouded yellow), 1616 nucleotides long. RefSeq lists its product as uncharacterized. The record is from RefSeq and is a predicted model, not a curated record. The transcript is spliced from 7 exons. Gene Ontology annotation, molecular function: protein binding. Bases 118 to 1335 code for a protein of 405 amino acids. Lineage: Eukaryota; Metazoa; Arthropoda; Insecta; Lepidoptera; Pieridae.